GGGGAUGGGGAGGCGGCGCGGAAACUUGGCCGCGGCUUUCCGGGAGCUGUGGUCCGAGAGUGGGUGGCGCAGGAGGGGUCACUCCCCAGGGCGGACCGGACGACCCGCCUCGCCGAGCUCGCUGUGUCCCUCCCGCCCCCGGGCUCGCGCGCUCUGAAGGGGCGCGCCCGUCACCGCCCACCCCGCUCCCCGCGGCAGCCCCUCCCUCCCCGACGGCCGGCGGCGGCGGCGGCCCGGAGAGGCCCCUCCUUCACGCCCUCCUGCUCUCCCUCGCUCGCCGCCGAACGGAGCCGGCAGACGCGCCUGGGCCCCCAAGCCUUCCCGGGCCAUGGCCGGCAACGUGAAAAAGAGCUCCGGGGCCGGGGGCGGCGGCGGCUCCGGGGGCUCGGGCCCGGGAGGCCUGAUCGGGCUCAUGAAGGACGCCUUCCAGCCGCACCACCACCACCACCACCACCUCAGCCCGCACCCGCCGGGGGCCGUAGACAAGAAGAUGGUGGAGAAGUGCUGGAAGCUCAUGGACAAGGUGGUACGGUUGUGUCAGAACCCAAAGCUGGCGCUAAAAAACAGCCCACCUUAUAUCUUAGACCUGCUACCUGAUUCCUACCAGCAUCUCCGGACUGUCUUGUCAAGAUAUGAGGGGAAGAUGGAGACACUUGGAGAAAAUGAGUAUUUUAGGGUGUUCAUGGAGAAUUUGAUGAAGAAAACUAAGCAGACUAUAAGCCUCUUCAAAGAGGGGAAAGAAAGAAUGUAUGAAGAGAAUUCUCAGCCUAGGCGAAACUUAACCAAACUGUCCCUGAUCUUUAGCCACAUGCUGGCAGAACUAAAAGGAAUCUUUCCAAGUGGACUCUUCCAAGGAGACACAUUUCGGAUUACUAAAGCAGAUGCUGCAGAAUUUUGGAGGAAAGCUUUUGGGGAAAAGACAAUAGUCCCUUGGAAGAGCUUCCGACAGGCUCUGCACGAAGUGCAUCCCAUCAGUUCUGGGCUGGAGGCCAUGGCUCUGAAAUCCACUAUUGACCUGACCUGCAAUGAUUACAUUUCAGUGUUUGAAUUCGACAUUUUCACACGACUCUUUCAGCCCUGGUCUUCUUUACUCAGGAACUGGAACAGUCUUGCUGUAACUCAUCCUGGUUACAUGGCUUUCCUGACAUAUGAUGAAGUGAAAGCGCGGCUCCAGAAAUUCAUUCACAAACCUGGCAGUUACAUUUUCCGGCUGAGUUGUACUCGUCUGGGUCAGUGGGCUAUUGGGUACGUCACUGCUGAUGGGAACAUUCUGCAGACAAUCCCUCACAACAAACCUCUCUUCCAAGCACUGAUUGAUGGCUUCAGGGAAGGCUUUUAUUUGUUUCCUGAUGGACGGAAUCAGAAUCCCGACCUGACAGGCUUAUGUGAACCAACUCCUCAAGACCACAUCAAAGUGACCCAGGAACAAUAUGAAUUAUACUGUGAGAUGGGCUCCACAUUCCAGCUGUGUAAAAUAUGUGCUGAAAAUGACAAGGAUGUAAAGAUUGAGCCCUGUGGGCACCUCAUGUGCACAUCCUGUCUUACCUCUUGGCAGGAAUCAGAAGGCCAGGGCUGUCCUUUCUGCCGAUGUGAAAUUAAAGGUACUGAGCCCAUUGUGGUAGAUCCAUUUGAUCCUAGAGGGAGCGGCAGCCUUUUGAGGCAAGGAGCAGAGGGAGCUCCCUCCCCAAAUUAUGAUGAUGAUGAUGAUGAGCGAGCUGAUGAUUCUCUCUUCAUGAUGAAGGAAUUGGCUGGUGCUAAGGUGGAACGGCCUCCCUCUCCAUUCUCAAUGGCUCCACAAGCUUCCCUUCCCCCAGUACCACCACGACUUGACCUUCUGCAGCAGCGAGCACCUAUUCCUUCAAGUGCUUCUGGUCUUGGAACGGCUUCCAAGGCUGCUUCUGGCUCCCUUCAUAAGGACAAACCAUUGCCAAUACCUCCCACGCUCCGAGAUCUUCCGCCACCCCCCCCUCCGGAUCGGCCAUAUUCUGUUGGAGCAGAAACCCGGCCCCAGAGACGCCCCUUGCCUUGUACACCAGGCGACUGUCCAUCCAGGGACAAAUUGCCCCCUGUCCCCUCUAGCCGCCUUGGGGAAUCAUGGCUGCCUCGGCCAAUUCCCAAAGUACCAGCAGUUGCCCCAAACCCUAGUGACCCCUGGACAGGGAGAGAAUUAACCAACCGGCACUCACUUCCGUUUUCAUUGCCCUCACAAAUGGAACCCAGAACAGAUGUGCCUAGGCUUGGGAGCGCGUACAGUGUGGAUACCUCUAUGAAUAUGAAUAACAGCCCGUUGGCAGGUCCAGAGUGUGAGCACCCCAAAAUCAAACCUUCUGCAUCUGCGAGUGCCAUUUACUCUCUGGCUGCCAGGCCUCUUCCCAUGCCAAAGCUGCCACCUGGGGAGCAGUGUGAAGGUGAGGAGGACUCCGAGUACAUGACUCCCUCCUCCAGGCCUCUAGGACUUCAAAAGCCAGAUGUGAGACGGCCUCUGGAGACAGCCCCCAGUUCCCGAGCAUGUGACUGUGACCAGCAGAUUGACAGCUGUACGUACGAAGCAAUGUGUAAUAUUCAGUCCCAGGCGGUGCCAGUGGUCACGGAAGGCAGCACCUCUGGUGAAGGGAACCCGGCCGCGGCCCACGCCAGCACAGGCCCUGAGGGGUCCGAGGAGGAGGAGGAUGGCGGCUACGAUGUCCCCAAGCCCCCUGUGCCAGCUGUGCUGGCCCGCCGGACCCUCUCAGACAUCUCUAACGCCAGCUCCUCCUUCGGGUGGUUGUCCCUGGAAGGUGACGCUACAGCAAACUUCACUGAGGGUUCCCAAGUUCCUGAGAGGCCUCCCAAACCAUUCCCUCGGAGAAUCAACUCUGAACGAAAAGCAGGGAGCUGCCAGCAAGGUGCUGCUGCCUCACCACAGCUCUCCAGCGAGAUCGAGAGCCUCCUGAGUCAGGGGUACUCCUAUCAGGACAUCCAGAAAGCUUUGGUCAUUGCCCACAACAACAUUGAAAUGGCCAAAAAUAUCCUCCGGGAAUUUGUUUCUAUCUCUUCUCCUGCCCAUGUAGCCACCUAGCAGAGUGCCUCCUCCGCAGCGUGAGGACUGGAGCGCCAGGAGCGCCCAUGCGGGUAGCACGUGGAGGAGCAGAGGCUCCGUUGGGGGCCUCCCAAUGACGUCUUGCCCUGUCUAUGGGAUAUCACACCUGUGGUUCCAAGAUUUCAGAGCAGUGGCAUGGAAAUGGAGCAGCUAGUAGGUUUUAUUAUCUGACCUGUUCUGAGAGUGCAUUUGAGAGUGUCCUGCAGCCCCCACUUUGAGUGGGUUUUUACUAAAUGGUAGCCUGCCUGGGGAGCAGUCCAGAAAGCAGGAGAAAUACUGUGCUGUAAAUCCGAAUCGAGGACUUUAGACUUGCCCUGGGUUAAGGAUGUGGUUGUGUGUGUGUGUGUGUGGUUGUGUGUGUGUGUGGUUGUGUGUAUCUUGUGAUUAUAAAAUUAACCUGCUGUCUGUGUUAAUCCUAGACAUGGAAUUAGCACAAGAGGUUUAGGAAGGAGUCUUUUAAAGACUUCCAUCUACUGUGGUAUUACACCCAACUUCAACACUCCCCUUUCGAUUGGACUGUCACGUGCAUAGCUGAAGUCGUGUAUUUUUAGAACACCCUCCCUCUGUCCUUCCUCCUCUCUCCUCCUCCUCAGUGUCUGUCACUGGCAGUGGGCUUGCUGUGACCAGCCUUCCUGGAGCCAAGUGUUAUUUGCUUCUUUAGGCUGUUCUUUAUUCUGUGUGGUGGAGUUGGUUUGUUGGUAGGUAGGUGGGGAAAAGUACUGUUGCUCUAUUAUUAUGGUCUUGUUUGAUAAUAGUGGCUAACACUGGCCACUCCAAAGCACUGUUUCUGUAGGAGCAUCGGAUCUGUUGAAGGAAGAUGUCUUGAUCAUCCUAAUUACAUGACGACUGGCUUGCGAUAGAGGCCUUCAGAUACAUUCCACACCCUCCCCAGAAAACAGUCUGCGGGAGUCAGUUGCGCAGGAGUCAGGUGUAUGUUCCGAUGUCAGUCGUGAGUUUUUCUAACUAAUAGGAAAGGAAUAAAAUUUGUUAGCAGCAUGGCUUUCUGGCCCAAAUACCAUGAAGCUUCAUUCACAUGUUUUCUACAUUGUUAUACAUAAAAUGCACAAAAUAGACAAUAGGGAUUUAUCUAGUCAGUUUUCUUCCCAGUGAAUUAAUUCCAACUUAUAUGGGUGCCUGCCUCCCUUUGAACAUGAGCCAGGUUAUAUUUUCAUUAAUGUUUUUUUCUUUGCCCUUUAAGAGAUGGGGCUGCCACUCAUGGUAGCCUGACAUUUUGCUGAUAAUUAGUACCUGUCUGCGUCGUCGGGGCCAUCUGCUGACGUGGUGUUCUCUUGUGCCUAUGGUUUGGGGAAUGUAGCAUCUCCUCCCCUUUCCUCUUCCCCUGAGGUCCUGUAUGCUCUUUCAUGCCUGUGUUCUCCAUCAUCUGGUGUAAUGAAUGACGUCCCUGUAGGCAGAGGCAGUGUGUCCGUGUGAUUUCAGGCUCGUGAAGAAGGUGCACCGUCCAGGGUGGAGCACUAGUGUGGCUCCUGUACACACUGCCGAAGGACCCCGUGGGGUAGCUGGGCUCUCUGCCUGGAGCCUUUUGCUGACCGCCCUAGCAGGGUGAAACCCUCCUUGUCAGAGGCAAAGCUGCUCUUUGAUAGAUCUCCCCUCCUCAGAAUCUAAAUCAUGUUUUUGUCUGUAGAUACAGACAGAAAGGACUCUCCUUAGGUCUGUUCUCUUUCCUGUCUUGUCAUCUUUGGAACUAAAACUUUCCAGCUCUGCUCGUGGCUUUCAGCUCUUCUGCAUCCUUUGGUUUUAUCAUCUUGCCAUUUACAUUCUCAUUGAUUCGCCAUGAUCACCCCGUGUGUCAUGAUGACCCUGUGUGUCAGAGAACCGUGCAGCCACUGUCAGGUGCAGCAGAGGGCCUGAGCGGGUCAGCGAGUUGGGGAGGGGGCCGGGGCAGGGGCAGUGGCGGAGCAUGGGAACCGGGAACCCAGAUCUCCUACAAGCCAGCCUAGCGUUUCUUUUCCUUUGUGGUAGCAUGCAGUUUUCCUUUUGUCAGAGGCCUAGACAAAGCUAGAAAAGAGGGCGGCAGCUUCCUUGUGUGCACAUAGCUGCCCAUCACCAAGAGAACAAAGCACUGGUUCUGUGCCUCUCGUCUGGCCUUCCGUUGCCCUUCCGUUGCCCUUAAGAUCCUCUUUGGAGAUUAUGUCCUUUACAUAGGUGAAGGGCAAGUUCAUCCUUUCUUUUCCUGGCUAAGUACCAGGAUCAGCCCGGACACUGGGAUGCCGGAUGCCUGUGUGGAACACGUGCACCGUUGAUCGGCUUGGUCCUAGCUCGGCCGCUGUGUGUGUCCACUUGAAAGCUUUUGACCAGUCUUUGAGGGCUUUUUUCUUUGACUUAGAUCCUGACAGAAAUGACUCUCCUCAGGCCUGUUUUCUUUGCUUUCUUGUUAUUGUUGGAACUAAAGCUUUUUCUAAGACAUGACUGGGUCCAUACUCAAGAUUCCCAGGUGAGCCUCAGGCACGCUCCACUUGGCUGUUUGGAGGAUAUUUCCCCAACUUUUAUUUCUGAAAAUUCCCUCUGACCAAGGCACCAACUACCCGUUCUUCAUCCUCUGUCUCUGUGGCAGUGUUCGGUUCUUUGGCUUCGCUCUGAAUUUAACUAAAAUUGCCCUUUCACAAAAGGACUUUAUUUUGAGUUUUGCCAUUUUUGGCAAACCCAUUUCCUUUUUCCCUACUAAUUACAAAUGGUUUUUUCUCUGUUAACUAUCAGAUGGGUAGGGUGAAAACCACUUUGCUGUUUUCCUUUUUCUCCGAUGCCUUGGGCUAUUCUACUCAACCCAGUCUCCAUCUCUUGCUUUCCCUGUGUCUUCUUGGCUUGCUGUACAAAGCUUGCCCCGUUGCUGGGUGGCUGCUUCGCAGUACGUCAUCAGCUGCCGCUGCCAUACACCUUCCACUAAAAUAGAGGGGGUUCUCAAAGUGGGAAAACCCCGUGGGCUCUGUGACCCACUUCCUUCAGGUAAAUAUCAGAUCGGACAGUUUGUCAUCUCAGCAUGUAUCUGUCAGUAUCCAUGUAGACAGUGGUCUGGGCCUGUGCAUGGCCGUUCUCUUCCCCUCGCCGCCCCCCUCUGCUCACUGGUCUCUUCUGUUCUGCUCGCUCCCUCCCCACACACGCACCACCAGGCCCGGGUGGGAGGAGACUGCUAGUGUCAUAUAGCUGUGCCGGUGAGUUUUAAAAAAUUUUGGAAGGUGGUGGCAGGGAGAGAGGGUCGCUAUUCUUCAUCUUAAAGUGUUUAUUUCCUCUAUAGAAAAGCAAAAUAUAUUUUAUGGCCCAAACGGCAAACUUACAAGUGAAUGUUUGUAAAUUUCCUUGCAAAGUAGGGACCAGGUAUCUGUUCCCUUUAAGGCACCAUUAACAGGACCUAGACCUUCUUGUGGGCGAUUGGCCAUGGUGUCGAUGCAGAGUAUUUCCUACCUCACUUCGUAACUGUCAGGGUUGUAGACUUUCUUCCCCAGCUGUUUGUGAGUCUCCCUUCUUGCCGCUGGCCUGACGGCAGUGACCACUGCCCCAGAGCGGCAGUACUCCGACCAUUGGCUGGUGGUGUGACAGUUCAUAUGUUCAUUCAGCACAUGUCCGUGAGUGACUACCCUGUGCGGGAAAUGUCAGCUCUGUGUUCUCCCUUGCUGUCCCGUGGUGAUUGACUGACGCUGGGGGAUUGUUCUCGGGCAGCCCAGCACUUGCAUUUGGCCCUACAAUAGCCCUUCCCAAUAAGAUUAUGCAGUUUUACUCACAGCUCUUUUAUGUAGAAGUAUUAUUUCCUUAUAGAGCUGUCCUGGGUAAAAUCAAUUCAAGACUCUCCCAUUAACCCCUUGGUCUUCCUGUAGCUUUGAUAAUGUCUGAUUCCUCAGUAUAAAUCUCAUGGAUACCCACCGCUUUUAUGUAUUUCAGUGGUACCUGUUUGGUGGGUUGAGGGGUAUGUUGGCUCGGAGCUGCACACAGGGCAGUUAAAUGUUUGAGCAGAGCACCCGCCCACAGCCUCUCCAGCCCAGUGCCUUCCUUGGUCUUUCUCCUGAGCUGCUUGUGUCCCUGGUCCCCCUGGUUGGGAAGUUUCCUUGUUACCCUUCUGGGACCUGUCACCAUUUCGCGUUCUGCUUGGAACUUGUUUUCCAACCCUCCAAUAGCUAACCCUGUGUGUCUUAGAAGGACUGAAGAUGUAGAGGAGGGGUGGACGCCUGUCUUUGGGUCCCGAUCUUUAACCGGUUGUUUUGUCUCUUAAGAGCUGGGCAGGAAAAUAGGUGAACUCAGUCAGUUCUCCAAAUUGCCGCCUUUCCCUCCCAGGGUAGGAAGCAUGGAGAGCUUAGAGACCCGAGAACUUAGCAUCACAAUCAGCAGCCCAUCACGCCUAGACUUUCAGGCUUUAGAAAUGCAAUCUGAAGUACUCUAUAACGCUGGGUAAAGCUUCGGCCAUCACCACUUUGAUCUCAGUCUUCCUUGGCAGUCUUUCUUUAGAAAUGCAUAUAGCCAUUAAAGCAUGGAGGAGGGUGCAUAGCAGAAGAAAGUCAAGGUGUGUGUCUUUUGACUGUUCUCUGUAAGAAUCCUUUGGGUGCAAGAAACAGAAAUAUUCAAGCUAAAGAAAGGUGUCAAAGGGUAUUUCACAGAACCCAGCACAAGAAGUACAGUCGCCUCGGAGCUGGACCUAUAAACCGCGGCACCUAGUGCUUGCUCCUUGCUUGUCAGUCUGUUUGUUGGCGUGCACGUACCCAAAAUAGGCGUCCCAAGUCCGCACAGCCUCUCAGGUCCGGGGAUCACCAUUAACAGAUCCCCAGUGCUUCUGGGUUGUCAUGUGCUACAGAAAGAAUGGGAUCAGCCCAGCACACUGGUGGGCGUCUACCCCUGGUCAGGCAGCCUUGCCCCACAGGGCAACAGUGGCAUGCUUCUGCAGGUCAUUGAUGGCUCUCGAGAAGAGGAUGGGGAUGGGCUAGGUACCCUGAAAACACUUUGUAGUAAAGCUGUUGCACUGCUCUUUUGAGAGUGGAAGGGCGGGCAUGGGACUGUACACGGGCCAGUGAGGAAAUUCUUAGGUUGAACUUAAUUUGGGUUGCUACUGUUGUUUCUCCAUUUCCUAUUUUGAUUUCCCUUAUCAGUCUUGGCAUCCAAGAUUUUUUACCUCCCUCUUGAGGACCAGUUUCUCCUGUUCCGGAGCUAGUCUGUCCUUAGGUGACACUUCUCAGCCUUUAUCCAGUCUCAGGUUUUUAGCCACCUUUCAUAUUAUUUAGGGAGCAGAUCGCAAAUCCCAGUGUAGCCACCCAUGGACUUCUGGGCGCUCUUCAGGUUUUAGCACUGAAAAAAAUAUUCAUCAGUGGGCCUGUGGCCUGUGUCCCUCUCCGCCCUCCUGCUCACCCUCUCCUUCGGCCUUUCAUGAGGGGGGCUCCGGAGUAACACCCUUGUAGGAGAGCCUCUCAGGUGCCUCAGACCUACUCUGCUGUAACCAGUAAGAAUAUAUAAUAGUUGGGACAGUUGCCAGGAUAUAAAUUAAAUAUAGAUUCAAGUUGAGAAUAGUUUUUACUGAGAGCUUUUUAGACAGGAUACCUCUGUCGUCCCUGUCCGAUUGCUGUGUUGUCCUAUAUUAAAGCCUUUAUUUUUUUAUUUUUUUUAAACUGCUUCUGCUUGCCUGAGACUUUUGAUCUUACUUAUCUCAUCCUAGAGCCUGUCCUGUGUUGUUGAGGCAUUUCAUAAUUCGCUACAACCUUUUUAAACUACUGGAGUUGUUUGGUGUGCACAGGAGUAACCUAGACCCAAAGAUGGGCUUUGCGGCUCACGGUGGGUGCAGGGUGAGGUCGUCACACUUGGCAUUUGCUGUCCCAGUCUGGGCUCCAGGUUUGAGGAGCAGCAGGGCAGCAGUUGCCACGUGCCUUUCCAGUGUCCUGGGAAGCCUGGGUUGGCUUCAAAGGGGUGUGCCAGUGUGUUUUGGGUCAAAAGUAGGACGAGAGUAAGAGGUGGGGAAUAGGGCUGGGAGAGCAUGCCCUGCGUGGAGGCUCCUUCACAUUCAGACGGCAAGCACCCUGCCGAGGGCCAGCUGUUGACUAACAGAGGAACUGUUUGGAGCUCCCCUGCCUCUACCCUUGUGUAAGGCUGGAGAAAAAGGUGGCUAACCACUCCCUCUGUUUGUACGCAAGCUCAGAUCUCCUGAUUUUGCCACCAAACAAAUCAGAUUCCCAAUUGCCUCGCCCUGUAUUCUUUAUUCAAUCCCAAAAAUGAAUAUAAGGGGUGCCCUCCACAUUGCCUCUCACAUGCUUUCCUUCCGCCCCUGAACCAGACGGGGAGGCCAGAGAGGAUUUCUCAGUCAUGCUAUGUGCACCUCCUCAGGCCUUGCACCAACUCCAGGCUCGGGCCCUGACGUGGGGUGUGCUGUGCGCCUGAGCCUGGCACUCCUGUGUGUCCUGUGUCAGUUCCCCCCUCCCUCCCUCCCUCCCUCUGACCCUGUUACGGUUGAGCGUCACCAGGCUUACGGCUGUCUUGAAGCUGAAGAGGCAGAGAACUACCUAAGAAUCUGUAAAACCAAGUUUCUCCCUCCUUGGCUUCCUCCUGCUGUCCGGUGAGUAAGCCUGCAGGCGCCCUGCCCCUGAGAGCGGAAGCCCCUGAGCUGCCCUCCUCAGCGUGGCUGUAGUGUCUGGGCCUUGACCUCCUGCUGAAACAUGCGGCAGGGGCAUGGCAGCUAUGAGGUACCUCCUACAUCUGCUUUCUGGCUAUGGUGACUUGGGAUUUUUAACCUUAUAUAUCUAUUUCCUUUAUUCAAAACAAAACAAUUUUUAGCACACUGAAAAAAAAAAAAGCUAAACAUUUUGUGCCUUUCUAAGGCAGCACUGUAUCCCAGGCUGCAUUUUAGGACUUAAUAUGGAAAUACCACCAGUCUUAGCUCCUCUACCUUGAGUGUCAUUCAUUAGUCCUUACAGUCCAGGGGCGAGGACGAAGUGCCCUGUGCGGCUGGAGAGGUGGCCCGUGGGGGUGGCACGUCAGCGGUCCCUCCUCCCUGCCGUGAUGCUUGGUCGGAAGAAACAAGCAUUGUACCCUGGGAUUUGGUUGGUUCCUUUCAGGUUGAAUGUCCUGUCUCUAGCAAGAUGAGACAGAAUGUUCCAUGGUUUCCAGGUACACUGUGGACCACUCCAAGUGUCCCAGCCUCCUCCUAUUAAUGACCCAGCUGCAUGGAACGGCGUAGGAUGGACUCCCCUGAAAGGGAGUUGGUUUUUGUCUUUUCUUCUCGCUGGAUCCUGAACUGGCCCCGACCUCCUGCCUCUCCUUCAGACUCGGCUUCCCAUUCAUUUGGAGACGUCAGUCUCAGAGCAUUAAGCACCUAUAGUGCCCCCUUCAGGGUCUGGUUUCCCCUGGAAAGGCAACAAGGACCGCGUGCCAGAAGCCUGUCCUCAGUAUUGUGGCCAGUUUAGGUUUUUGGCUAAAAAAAAAAAACGUGUUCUAUGUAAUGACAUUUUACUUAUCUCUUUUCCCUUUUCUCGGUUCUUCCCUGCUUUUAACUAAUAAAGAAUUGGGAGGUAGGAACAGUUCUUUUUAAAGCCCUCCUUAUUUAGGAUUUUGACAUUCUUGUCCUGGGUGGGGCUGGAGAGAACUUGAUGCUCUCUCCAGAAUGAAGAGUCCCAAUUUGUAUAUCAGUGUUAAACAUAAAACAAAAACCUAGAUGAGAUUUUUGUGGACUAUUUUAAAAAUGUGUCAUUAAUAUAAAAAAAAUUUAUAUUAGCAGUAUUUAAUCAUUCUCACCUGUAAAGAAUAAGAAAAACAGAAGGUAAAUAUUCUUACAGAGAAUAGCAGAGCUUUAAGAUUCAUUUUCAUUUUAAGUCCAUUUUGUUUUGCCAAUGUAUUAAUGUUUAGAAGUCUGUUAUACUAAUGUUAUUUAUUAAUUUUUUUCAUUUCCAUACACAAUUAACUAAAGAGCUUUUUCAAGCACCCAUGUCCGUAAAAAAAUAUUUUUAAAUAAAGUUUCUUUUGAUGUAGCA
Messenger RNA from Manis pentadactyla (Chinese pangolin), 11028 nucleotides. It is a transcript of the gene CBL, whose product is annotated as Cbl proto-oncogene. Gene Ontology annotation, biological process: negative regulation of epidermal growth factor-activated receptor activity; cell surface receptor signaling pathway. Lineage: Eukaryota; Metazoa; Chordata; Mammalia; Pholidota; Manidae. Gene Ontology annotation, cellular component: plasma membrane; membrane raft. Gene Ontology annotation, molecular function: SH3 domain binding; phosphotyrosine residue binding; receptor tyrosine kinase binding. The record is from RefSeq and is a predicted model, not a curated record. The transcript is spliced from 16 exons. Bases 329 to 3058 code for a protein of 909 amino acids.